AUGGAUUUGAGGGAAUAUUCGCCGCAGGUACAGAACGUUACACUUUUCACGCUUAAAAUUGAUUACAGGCAAUUCUCGCGAGCACCUUGUUCGGUGGAACACUUGCCGCUGCUGUCACCUACGUGUUUUUGACGAGUAAAUCAAUUGAAAAUGGUAAACAUCGGAAACACUUCGGGUAACUCUAACUUUUUCGAAAUUUUCAGACUCCGGGAGCAAAUUGGUGCCAGGACUGGUGAAUCAGGGCAAUACGUGCUACAUGAACUCUCUUCUACAAGGCCUCGCAAGCUGCCCGUCGUUUGUCGGCUGGCUAAAAAGUCUCAAAACUAGCGAAAUGGGAAUUUCGGGCGGAUUUGUGGAGCAACUCGCAAAAUUGCUGACGGAAAUGAACGGAUCGCACGGCGGCGUGCUCACCGCCAUUCCGAUCGUUCGUGCGCUGUCCGCGCACGGCUGGAACAUCACAAUCGGAGUCGAGCACGACCUUUUCGAGUUGUUCAACGUGUUUGUGACCACGUGGGAGGACGAGUUGAAGACAUCGCGACACACGCUCAAGCAUCAAUCGAUUGAGAAUUCGCUGGAGAGCAGUUCCGAAGAGGCUCCACCCACUUCGAGCGCCUCCUCGUCGCCGAGCAUUGUCAGAAAGUUGAUGAGCUUUCAGAGGUGAAUUUUUGAUUGAGAAAAGCAAACGAUUUUCGCACAAUACACAGAAAAACGAGAUAAACAACACCGCGACGCGCGCACUCAAUUCAAAUUUGUCGCAUCGCUGCGAAACCCGAAACAUUCGAUUCUCGGUUGUUUUUCUCGUUGUUCAUGGCCAUGUUCUGUCGAUGAGAACACAAUUGCAAUUCGUUUCUUACGGCGCGAUUAGGUUGGGUUCUCUAGAACACCUCAUUCGAACAAAAUGCAACAAAAAAGUAGAAUUCUGUGCACUUCUGCAUAUAUCUUUCAAAUGUAAUACUCAUUUAUCAAUCAAGCAUCACACAAUUCAAAACCUUAAAUCCCCAACACCCUAAAAUAUUUGAAUCUCCCGUCAAAACUACGAUGAAGCGCACUUGCCGACUAUUCAAUUCGAUCAAUUUGCCCAAUAAUUUUCAGAUGCGCUACGAUGGCGAAAAUCGACGCGGGCCUCAUUCCGCCGUGCAUGGGCCUCACCGCCACGGAGUUCCGGUGCUGCAACUCUGCGUGCGGAUAUAGAGUAAGUAUAUCGAGUAAAUCGUGAUUUUUAUAGUUUUGCGCCCGAAAUUUGUCAAUUUUCAGACAAUAAAGUACGAAUCGUUCACCGUGCUGACUCUGGCCAUCCCCAACUCGCAAAUGGGCACCCAGACGAACACGGAGGCGCUGCUCCGCCGCUACUUUUGCUCGGAAAUCAUCCGCGACGCGACGUGCGACAAGUGCAAAGCGGCGGACCGCAAACAGACGGGCUUCCUGAAGAAGCACGGAAUCGUGAAACUGCCGCAGACCCUGAUGAUCCGCAUCGAACGGGUCGGCAUGCUCCCGCACGGAUCCAUGAAACUCUCCGAGCACGUCAACUUUGGCGACUGUCUCUCUCUGCAGGACGUUUGUUUCAGGAAGAACCCACGCGUUAAUCAGGUUGGUGGGCAAGUGCGCGCCGCGAAAAUGCAUUGUUUUCUUAGCGAAACUCUCGGUUUCACCUUCAGAACGCGUACGAACAGUCGAAUCGGUGGCAAUUGCCGGACGGAACGUCGCGAGUGUUGGGCGGUGCGGAAGAGACGAGAAGCCGACAGUCUCCGAUCCAUGCGACGAGCGGAGGGAGCACUUCGAACGGGUACGGAGACGUCGGACACAGCUACUCCCUCAUUGAGUAGGCGUCCGCAAUCGAAUGCGAAGCAAACGAUGCGUUUUUCAGCGGCGGAUCGUUUGUGGCGGACCGUCGGGAGACGCAAAAGUACGCGUAUCAGCUGCGGGCGGUGAGUGAGCACCGCGGAGGACCCUACUCGGGACACUUUGUCACCUACAGACGGGCGGCCGCACCCAACCAUCAUUCAUGGUUCUACACUAGCGAUGCACAGGUGAUUUGCUUGGUUUCGCUUGCUGACUUUACCUGUAAUAUAUGCUCAGAGAGCUGUUGUUCCUAUCGCUUCCAUUCCAAUUUCCUUGGCCCCCCCGAGCGUAUAUAAUUAUCGUUUUCGGCAGCGUAUUUCCCGUCGGCCGAACCGAGGCUCAUUACUCCUACCCCCCUCUGAAUUGCCCGUUUGCAGGUGUCCCGUGUGCCGUACUCGACCGUCGCCGCCUGCCAGAGCUACAUGCUCUUCUACGAACGUCUCCGACCGCAUCGCCACUAUCAUCGAUAA
Molecule: messenger RNA, 2309 nt
Organism: Caenorhabditis sp. 36 PRJEB53466
Lineage: Eukaryota; Metazoa; Nematoda; Chromadorea; Rhabditida; Rhabditidae
Source: the annotation of a GenBank genome assembly